AUGUCGGCUUGAUCAUGUGGUCAGCUGUGUCCAAUCACAGCUGAUCACAUGGGACAUCUACACUGAUCAUCAGAGCACUGAUGAUCAGUGUGCCCUGAUGAUCAGUGUAGCCCCAGCAGUGCCACCUGUCAGUGUCCAUCAGUGCCAUGUGUCAGUGCUCAUCCAUGCCACCUGCCAGUGCCCAUCAGUGCCACAUUUCAGUACCUAACAGUGCACAUCAAUGCCACAUAUCAGUGCCCAUCUGAGCUGCCUUUCAGUGUCACCCAUCAGUGCCAUUCAGUGCCACCUAUCAAUGCCAGUCAGUGCCACCUAUCAGUGCUGCCAAUCAGUGCUGCCUAUCCGUGCCAGUCAGUGCCGCCUAUCAGUGUGCAUAAGUGCCGCCUAUCAGUGCCCGUCAGUGCCGCCUAAC
Messenger RNA from Staurois parvus, 409 nucleotides. The record is from the annotation of a GenBank genome assembly. Lineage: Eukaryota; Metazoa; Chordata; Amphibia; Anura; Ranidae.